GUCACCCGCCGUCCGUUCAGUGUAAAGUAUAUAAUAGUAAGCGGUGCGUGCGGUCUUCUUUCCCCAACCGUCUUGGGACGUAUCUAUAUCACCCGUUUUCUUUCAGUCUGAAGUCGCCGUCAACCUGAUCACUUGGAAUUUUAAGGAUGUGGAGAAAAUUGUUGGCAGUAUUGCCACUACUAUGGGCGGACGGAUUCACGAAGUCCUACCGUGGACCCCUACCAGAAAUCAACCAGGAUCGCGAUUCCCGCUGGAACACCACGCACGAACCAGUCAUUCCGGAGGGCGGAUCCCUACCGAUAGGCGGAAGAAACGUCUAUCUAGAGAGAGACGAUUCCAAUACGACUACACAACGUCCGGUGAUUCCGGAAGGGGGUCGAUUCCCAUUACGCCAAGGGCUACUUUCCCUCGCGUCGAUCCAAGUUGAGGAAGACGGGUCAGUCGUCAUUCCCGCUCAUGUGCAGGAGUACAUUAAGGCUAUGGCGCCGAAUAAAAUCACCAACCCUAAAGAGCCCGUUCCAACCAUGUGUGGCACGUAUUACUUGAGCGCUGGGGAGGGUAUGGUCGUGACCACUCCAUACUACGACAAAAAUUACGUGAAUAACUUCAGGUGCCGAUGGAUCUUCGUGUCAAAAGACAGCGACGAGUUGUCCCUCAGCUGCGAAGACUUCAGGCUCGACAGGAAGGGAAAGGAUUACCUCGGCGUCCAACACAGAAAGCAGGAGCCAAAGAGAAGAAGUACCGGAAGAACAACAAGCCCUCCAUUGCCAGCACUGUUGGUGGUGUCCUCAGACUGCGGUUCAGCUCGAACUCCAAGGACUCGAGCAAGGGAUUCAAAUGCACCGUCGCUCACCUGGGAGUCCCAACAACGACGACCACCACCACUUCAACGACGACGACCACCACGUCGACCACUACGACGACCACGCCCUCACUUCAGCUCUCCCACCCCCUCUGCGGCCUCUCCAACGCCAGAAUUGUCAACGGAGCAGAGACUGCGCCCAACGCAUACCCCUGGAUGGUUUGGACUUACAUGCAGUGGAGCAAUGGCCUAAAGAGAUGGUGUGGAGGCACGAUAAUUCACGAAUUUUGGGUUCUUACUGCAGCGCACUGUCCUUACAGGAUGAACGACGCCCAAACAAACCUGUACUACCCAAGCUCCAUCAGCGUCAUCGUGGGAGCUCACCAAAAGGACGUCCCAAGUGCCACAGGCGGUUAUGUCGUGGAGGUGGAUACGAGAUUAAUCUUUCUGCAUCCGAAAUAUCAGAUGCCUUACGACAUCGCCCUUUACAAGUUGAAGACACCACUGACGUUCAGCCACAGAGUGGCUCCUAUUUGUCUGGCGCGGCGGGAAUGGAAAACCAACACCUUCCAAGGUGUCCCCGUCUUCCUGGCUGGAUGGGGGAAGACCGAGACAGGAACAUUAGCGGACAAACUCCGGUUCUACAAUACAGUGGGGUACAACUUCACCCUCUGCAGAGCUCUGUACGGCUCCUGGAUGGGAGAUACUCAGAUGUGCACCGAUGGAUCGGCCAGGAAGCACUCUUGUUCCGGUGACUCAGGCGGACCAGUGAUGUACCGGGAAGGCAGCCGAGUUUACCAGGUGGGGGUGAUCAGCUUCGGCAGCUCCAGCGAGUGUAACGACCAGUUCCCCGACGGGCAGGUGAAGGUGGCCGCCUUCAUUGACUGGUUUGAGAGCAUCAUGGGAGUUGUAUUCAACAUCUAAGGAAGUUUAAUUAAGCUGAGAGAACGUUGUAAAGGGAAGUGGUUGACAGAGUCCAGCCGACAGAAAAUUAUUGAUACGAUUUUAUCCAAAUAAGACCGUGAACUUUAGUACACUUGACAAAGGGUCUCAGUGAGAGCAUCGAGAUAACUAUUAUUGUUGGGCGACCAGAAGUGACCAAAAAAAGAAAUGAGAACUGUUACGUGUAAUACCAUGAAAAAUAUAAAACAGAAACA
Molecule: messenger RNA, 1959 nt
Organism: Macrobrachium nipponense
Lineage: Eukaryota; Metazoa; Arthropoda; Malacostraca; Decapoda; Palaemonidae
Product: chymotrypsin-like elastase family member 2A
Exons: 11
Coding region: 617-1726 (369 amino acids)
Biological process (GO): proteolysis
Molecular function (GO): serine-type endopeptidase activity
Source: RefSeq, a predicted model, not a curated record